AUGGCGGACGAAAAGAAAGAGCAGGCUAAGCGCGUUGUGGCCGAGAAUGGCAUUGUCAAUCUCUCAGGUGCGAUGAUCGCGGGUUUUGCGCCUGUGUACCUUGCUGCUAUACCUGUCACCUCAUUCCUCACGAAACCUGACAGCGUGAUUCAAUCACUAGUUCAUGCUCUCAUCAAGUUGAUUCCUGGGGUUACUACAACAGCGAUAACAUCCGGUCGCGCAAUCCCCGCACUUUCAGCCCUAUAUCUAUUCUGGACAUUUGGCGCCUCGGGCGCUAUUUCCGCCGCAGGGCAAGCCAUGGGACGAGAAGAAGGCCUGGACAUGGAGCAUUCGAGGAAACAUGUCCACAAGCUGGAUGGGUUACCGUUGAGGAUGAGGAGUGCGCAUUAUGCGCUUAUGGAGAACUUUCCAGUCCUGAGCUUCCAACGGUUUCUCUUUGUCAUUACCUUCGCCAUUGGCAUGAUAUUUGCGGCUCCCAGUCUGCACAUCGGCAUGGUGAACAACGACGAUGUCCGCGAUGUCGGCGCAGUUUACUCCCAGCCGGGCUACGCCUCGAAGGCCACAUUCCUCCUCAUGAACAAGAAGACUUCCACGUGUAAUCCGCUUCUAUCACGAUCUGCGUCGAACCCAUCGAAUGCGACUUCUGGAAAGUGUGUCAUAUACACUGGAUUAUACUUCAAGAACUAG
Messenger RNA from Alternaria atra, 687 nucleotides. RefSeq lists its product as uncharacterized. The transcript is spliced from 6 exons. The coding region runs from base 1 to 687 and encodes 228 amino acids. NCBI's taxonomy places the organism in Eukaryota, Fungi, Ascomycota, Dothideomycetes, Pleosporales, Pleosporaceae. The record is from RefSeq and is a predicted model, not a curated record.